UUUAGCUGCACUUGGUACCCUUAAAUUAAGAAAAUGACUGUGAUAAUAACGUUGGACAACAUGUAUACGUGUAUGUGUGUUUAAACAUAGUGUUCUUGUCGACAUUUAAUAUUGUAAUACAUUGAUAUCUGAUAUACCUAACUGACAUAUGUGUAUAUUGUGUGAAAACUAACACUAUUUAAUCAUCGUGUUAGGACGCAAGGUGGGGAGUACUUCCGCCAUCAUGACCUUUGCAGUCAAAUGAUGGAGUGUUUUCUACACUCCAGUGAUCCAUAUUGAUACACAAGUACAUUCUGGGCCUUACAUAUACAUGUAUUCACGAUCGGAUGUAUUUAUAUAUAUUUAUGUGUAUGUGUUAUGGCUGUUUUGUUUGUGAAUCAUGUGCGCGUAUUUGUAUGGCACGAAUGUAAGUAUGGAUAGAGCCGAAGUGCACGUGCGGAAGUUUUGGAAGCGUCACCACAGGAUCCAAAAAUGAUGCGACGAACUAUCAAACCGAUCCUGUUCGUUAUACUUGUGGUAGCAGUUCUGAUAUUUAUUAUCCGAUUGAUAAUAGCCUCUCAGGAACGAAUUUUCUCUCGUCCGAAAUGGGAUUUCAACAUCAAGAAUAUAUGCGGGGACCAAUUAGCAACUUCUGGACAACAGGAAGUAGUAAUAAUGGAACAUCAACUACCAAUCAAAACCGAUCUUUGUCCAUUGUCCGUCCCUGAGAUAGAGCGAACUUACGCCUGGUAUUUCAACAACAUUCAGAGUAUAUGUGGUAACCUGAAGCGCUUUGGUAGAGUCAAAGAUGGCGGAUGGGAUGUAUGUCUGGACGAAGAUUUGGUACAGAAAGGUCACUGUCUAGUUUACUCGUUCGGAAUCGAUUUCGAAUUUAGCUUUGAUGACGGUAUCUCUGAAGAAUGGGGCUGUAUGGUUCACUCAUUUGACCCGAGCAUGAACACAGACAGUCAUCGACGGAGUCCUAAGGUAUAUUUCCACAACUUGGGACUUUCCAAUUUUAACGGAACGACACCGGAGGCCAACUGGAAAAUGUUGACAUUUCAGGGAAUAAGACAAGAACUCAACCACCAAAACAUUAUUCCAGAUAUUAUUAAAAUGGACAUAGAAGAUUGGGAAUGGCAUGUUAUACCGGAAAUGUUGACCUCCAAAGCUUUAACCGGCGUUAAACAAUUCCUGGUGGAAUUCCACUUUUCUAACAUACCGGAGGCGGAUACGGAGGGAUUUUGGAUAUCAAAAUUCUUCCUACUCAAAGAAUUAUAUGCAAUGGGAUUUCGAAUGACUUGGAUUACACGGAAUCUCCUGAAUGUUUGGCAGUCCCGCGUAACGGGAAAAGAAAUCAUUGGUUGUUUCGAGGUAACAUUUAUCAGGAGGUGAUAUCAAAGUGCUUCAUUUAAAAUAAAUAUUAUACAAUUACAAAAGACAUACCACUACACAUAGACAUAACACUCUGACAUAGAUAUACCACUAAAACACAGACAUACCACUACAACACAGGCAUACCACUACAACACAGACAUACCACUACAACACAGACAUACCACUACAACACAGACAUACCACUACAACACAC
Pecten maximus is the source of this 1570-nucleotide messenger RNA. Its product is annotated as methyltransferase-like protein 24. NCBI's taxonomy places the organism in Eukaryota, Metazoa, Mollusca, Bivalvia, Pectinida, Pectinidae. The record is from RefSeq and is a predicted model, not a curated record. The transcript is spliced from 7 exons. The coding region runs from base 472 to 1374 and encodes 300 amino acids.